CGUCAAUCCUCUUCAUAUCUUCUGCUGGUGAUGACGUGGCUAGACAACAUAUGCUUAGCAAAUCCGCAAAAAAGUAAUCUGUUUUGAUUUGUGUCUUCUGGUUAGGCUUGUUACCAUACGUACUGCCUUUUAGUUUUUUCUUCACACAUUUUCAGAAAUAGAGCUAUGCUUUUUUUUCAUGAAGUUUUAAAUAUUAGGUUCAUAUGUAAUUAUGUACCCAUGUUUGGACUUGCACUUUGCAACGAAGUACUAUGAGUUAGUGGGUAUUUGGCUACGUUUAACUUUGGCUUUUGCAUUUUGGCUUAUAGGCAAGAAGGACACCUAGGAUGGUAUUAAGCAAAAUAAAAUAUACCUAUGAUUGUAUAAUCCAAAAGUCCAUAAAUAGGUGUUUUCCCGGGCUUUUAAGCCAAGUGCAAAAGCCAAAGUUAAGCCCAACCGAACACCCCUUAGUGUGCUUAUCUUCUCCGGUGAGCAUAUAAUACAAAUAUGUUUACAAAAAUAAAAUGCUAAUUUAUGACCAUUUUCCAUUUUUAUCCUUGCAACCCCAUUGGUGAAAAAAUGGUCUAUCUGUAUUGGAAGUUACUGAGUAAAAGUGACGUAGUAUGCACUAAUGUAGGAAACAUAAACCUCAUGGGUCUCGCCAUGCUUGUUCUACCAGUGCUCUUAGGGUUGUUUUAUGGAGCAAGUGACAUUAAUUGCUCAACAGUUCAUGGUAACACCACAGAUCACCGUUCACUGCUUGAUUUCAAAGGGGCCAUCAGAGCGGACCCAAGAGGAGCCUUGCGCUCUUGGAAUGAGAACAUCCACUACUGUAUGUGGUCGGGCAUCAAGUGCAGCACAAUGCACCCAGAACGUGUUACAGUGCUAAACCUUGCCAACAUGAGCUUGACAGGCCAAAUCACACCCUCUCUAGGAAAUCUAACCUUCCUUUGGGAACUUACACUAUCCAACAAUCUCUUCUCUGGCCAGUUGCCCUCUCUCAAUCGUCUUAUAAGAUUAGAAAGCCUUUACUUACAGAACAACUUGUUGCAGGGGAACAUUCCGAAUGCACUUACAAAUUGUUCCAAACUCCUUUUACUAGACCUCUCUUCUAACAUGCUAGUGGGUUCGAUUCCUGGAAAUAUAGGUUCCCUCUACAAUCUAAAGGGAAUUGACCUUUCCAAUAAUAGCCUCACAGGAAACAUUCCACCAACCUUCGGCAACAACACUUACUUAGAAGAGCUACGACUUACCCACAAUCAACUCAAAGGAAGCAUUCCUGAAGAUCUUGGGAAAUUGCCGAAUAUGGGGAAGAACCGGGCGGUGUUUCUCGGUCAGAAUAGGCUAUCGGGUAGAGUUCCAACAACAUUGUUUAAUCUAUCCAAGCUUAUAAUACUGGACCUAAGUAUGAAUAAGCUAAGGGGCACAUUACCAUACAAUAUCGGUAAUCUAUCUGCCGCGCUUCAAUGGCUAAUUUUGGGUGCAAACAACUUGUCUGGGACAGUGCCACCGAGCAUUGGGGCCCUAAAGAACCUAACAGUUUUAGAUCUUGGAGGAAACAACUUCGUUGGACCAAUACCAUAUUCCGUCGGGAGUCUGCCAAAGUUAUGGAAGCUUGAUCUUUCCAAUAAUCAUUUUGAUAGUUGGUAGCACACCGACACUACUGACUGCUAAUGACUUAUUCAUGGUGGCCGAAUGAGCCAGGGAUGCAGUUUGCUGUGCGAGUGCAACGACCCGACGAGAGCUCUGCACCUUCCCGUUCUUGCAUGGCUGUGUCACACUUUCUGUCAACGGGCGUGGUUGCUCUGUCUGGACUACAGUUUUCUAUUGCUUGUUUUCCUUAGCGGUUUCCUAUAUUUUCAGCGGAUCCAUCCCCAUGUAUGUAGGGUUUGUGGAUGUACGCACCUCAUUUGUAUUUCUGUCACCUAGAUGAAUUGAAUAAAAUGCUUCUGUUUGGGGA
Molecule: messenger RNA, 1939 nt
Organism: Triticum aestivum (bread wheat)
Lineage: Eukaryota; Viridiplantae; Streptophyta; Magnoliopsida; Poales; Poaceae
Product: putative receptor-like protein kinase At3g47110
Exons: 2
Coding region: 514-1629 (371 amino acids)
Molecular function (GO): protein binding
Source: RefSeq, a predicted model, not a curated record